Messenger RNA from Nannospalax galili (Upper Galilee mountains blind mole rat), 1156 nucleotides. RefSeq names its product zinc finger protein 90 homolog. The transcript has 5 exons. The record is from RefSeq and is a predicted model, not a curated record. Gene Ontology annotation, biological process: negative regulation of transcription by RNA polymerase II. Gene Ontology annotation, molecular function: DNA-binding transcription repressor activity, RNA polymerase II-specific. The coding region runs from base 273 to 710 and encodes 145 amino acids. NCBI's taxonomy places the organism in Eukaryota, Metazoa, Chordata, Mammalia, Rodentia, Spalacidae.
CUUAUCGUUUGAACCCAGUUUCCCACAGUCCCUGAGCCGGUGGCCAGCUUCCUUCUCUUCCCAGGAGUCCCGGGAUCUCUGCCGCGGGCUCUGCUACCUCCUGACUCGCUGCUCUGUGGAGACUGGUAGUGAGGAGCUGGUCGUCGCGAUCCAGACAUGGGUUAUGUGUCCACACUACAUCGUCUGGUGUGAGAACUAUUGGAUACCAACUACCCACGACUGCAAUAUCUCCAGUUUCUCAUGGUAAUUCAAUCUUACUUGAGGACAUUGCUAUGAACUUCACCUGGUGGGAAUGGCAGGACCUGGAUGCUGCUCAGAGGACCCUCUACAGGGAUGUGAUGCUGGAGAACUACAGCAGCCUGGUGUGCUUGGGACACUUCAAGUCCAAACCUGAGUUGAUAUUCAAGUUGGAGCAUGGAUUCGCACCAUGGACUGUAACAGAAGCCUCAGUUCAGAACCUCCUUGAAUAUGGAAAAGGUUUCUCUCUAAAUUUACACUUCAUUAAUCAUCAGGGAACACAUACAAGAGAGAAGCACUUUGAAUGUACAGACUGUGGGAAGGCUUUCUCUAGGAAGACACACCUUACUCUAUAUCAGACAGCUCAUAGAGGAAAGAAUAGGUAUGAAUGUGGAGAAUGUGGGAAAGCAUUCUCAUACAAUCAACUCAUUUUACGUGAGCUCAUACAGGAGAAAAGCCUUGUGAAUGUAUAGAAUGUGGGAAAACGUUCUCCUACAAAUCACAACUCAUUUUACACAAGAGAGCUUAUACAGGAGAGAAGCCAUAUGAAUAUACAGAAUGUGGGAAAUCCUUCUUCUGAAAGGCUACACUUGCUCUUCAUCAGAGAGAGGCCAUAUGCAUGUACAGAAUGUGGGAAGGCUUUCUAUGUCAAGUCACACCUCACUGAUCAUCACAAAACUCAUACAGGAGAGAAGCCCUAUGAAUGUACAGAAUGUGGGAAAUCUUUCCAAUGAAAUUAUACCCUUACUUUUUGCCAGAGAACUCAUACAGGAGAGAGGCCCUAUGCAUGUACAGAAUGUGGAAAGGCUUUCUCCUUAAAGUCACUCCUUACUGAUCAUCACAGAACUCAUACAGGUGAGAAGCCCUAUGAGUGCACAGAAUGUUGGAAAACUUUCUCAUACAAAUCAAAACUCAUUGC